Lipotes vexillifer (Yangtze River dolphin) is the source of this 135-nucleotide messenger RNA. Its product is annotated as UPF0449 protein C19orf25 homolog. Lineage: Eukaryota; Metazoa; Chordata; Mammalia; Artiodactyla; Lipotidae. The coding region runs from base 1 to 135 and encodes 44 amino acids. The transcript has a single exon. The record is from RefSeq and is a predicted model, not a curated record.
AUGGGCUCCAAGGCCAAGAAGCGCGUGGUGCUGCCCACCCGCCCGGCGCCCCCCACGGUGGAACAGAUCCUGGAAGACGUGCAGGGGGCACCCGCCGAGGACCUAGUCUUCACCGCCGUGGCCCUGGAAGAGUAA